Messenger RNA from Gadus morhua (Atlantic cod), 2945 nucleotides. It is a transcript of the gene parp16, whose product is annotated as poly (ADP-ribose) polymerase family, member 16. Lineage: Eukaryota; Metazoa; Chordata; Actinopteri; Gadiformes; Gadidae. Gene Ontology annotation, molecular function: NAD+ poly-ADP-ribosyltransferase activity. The coding region runs from base 246 to 1235 and encodes 329 amino acids. The transcript is spliced from 7 exons. The record is from RefSeq and is a predicted model, not a curated record.
UCUGUCUGUCUGUCUCUGUCUGUCUGUCUAUACCUCGGUCUGUCUGUCUGUCUGUCUGUCUGUCUGUCUGUCUGUCUGUCUGUCUGUCGGACAGCACUAGGGAAGGGCGCUCGCUGUUACGUAGAACACGUAACAAACUACGUAGCCGUCCCUGGAGUUAGCUGCUAGUUAGCCGCUGUUAGCUGCUGAUAGCUGCCCACUCUCUCUCUAUAUAAUAUGGUUUAGGGACAGAUCCGAGUGUUGGAAUGCAGCCGCCUCUGCCCCCCUCCGCGGCCCGGGGGCUCGUGCGCUCCUGCCUCCACCGGGACCCGAUGGCGGCAGACCUGCGCUGCAGCCUCUUCGUGGCGGCGGCACAGAGCUACAAGAGGGACUCCCUGCUGAGGCCCUUCCCCGCCAGAUACCUCAGAGGAGAGAACAAGGAGUUUGAGGAGCUGCUGACAGACGUGAGCGGCUUUCCCUGUGUGAGGGAGCUGGUGAGACUGAACCCCGGGGAAGGAGACCAGUAUGUGGCCCUGGCACACUGGAUCCUCUCCUCCAAGAGCUUUGCUGUGAAGACCCUUCAGAAGGAAGAGUACCCCAGGCUGUGUGACCUGACUAAGAACGAGGGCGUCUCAGCGCCGGUUCCAGACUUCCUGUUUGAGCUGGAGUACUGCGACCAGAUGAACGCGCGCUUCGAGAAGACACGCUCGGACAGAGACCUCUUCUAUGCAUUCCACGGGAGCCGGCUGGAGAACUUCCACUCUAUCCUUCAUAACGGCCUCCACUGUCACCUCAACAAGACCUCCAUGUACGGGGAGGGGACCUACCUGACCAGUGACCUCAGCAUGGCAGUGCUGUACAGCCCCCACAGCAGUGGCUGGAGGGAGAGCCUCCUAGGGCCGCUGCUGAGCUGCGUGGCCCUGUGUGAGGUCAUCGACCACCCGGACGUCAAGUGCCAGGUGAAAAGGAAAGACUCUGACUCUGUCGACCGCCAGCGGGCGAGAGCGAAGAACAGCGAGGGCGGGGAGGUCCCGGAGAAAUACUUUAUCGUCACCAAUAAUCAGCUGUUGAGAGUCAAGUACCUUCUGGUUUACUCCCAGAGGAAGAACCUGUCCAGCAGGCACUCGCGCGGCUCCUCCUGGAUGGUCAGGCACCACUUUGCGGUCAUGAUGAGUCUGUACCUGCUGCUGCUCAUCUGCAUCGGGGCCUUCAACUCCUCCAGCUUCUCCUCCUUCGUCCACAGACUGUUCCGCUGAUGAGCCGGCCCCUGGGUAGUACUCUGCGUGCCUUCCGGCUUACAGACAAUCUUCACAUGAUCUACAUUUUGUAUUUUAUAUAUAUAUAUAUAUAUAUGUAUAUAUAUAUACAUAUAUAUAUAUAUUUCUCUCUCAGAAAGAUCACUGAUCAUUUAACCUUGAUGCUCAUUUUUGAACAAGAAGUUAUCAUGACAGCUGUUACGUUAUGAUUACUCGAUAUCCUCUUAAAAAUACUUAAAAGAAACAAUGGUCUAUCUACUUUAUCUUUUUUACUGCUAAGCAAAGAAACCUCCUGUAUCAUAUACCUGGUCGGUUGGUCCUGUCAACUUUUUUUCUGCCCCGACUGCACGCCUGCGAUGCCAAACUCACAGAAUGCGCAACGUAAUCUUGUGUUGUUUUAAAGACCUGACUGGAGAUUUUCAUCACAAGUAAUAUUUCUGUUUGUUGUUGAAUGACUUUUGAGGGGAUAUGAGUUGAUGUAUGCUCUCAUCCAUCACUAUUACUGCAUCUUGUUUACCAGGGGCAAUGGAAUCAUCAACCACCAUUCUGGUUGUUUCUUUAAUUUAGGAAACACAGUCAACAGAAUCUACAAAUGAAUAUCAUCAUUUUCUGAAUCCAGCUACAUUAAUUUCCAUGUUAGUGCAUUGAUUUCACCCUACUUAUACCACACCUGGUAUUGCAUUAUUCUUGAUCUACGUGACCUUGUGCUCCACGCUCACCGUGUCCGGGACUCGCAGUGGAAACACUGAGGAUUAGCCUCCUGCCAAGGUCUUAAGUCGCUUCGCCUCAUCGACCAACGUCUUUCUGAAGGCCCCGUCCUCACAAACCCCAGGGACCACUGUGGGCUGGCCGUGUCCCUCACUCUGCCCGCUCCACCCCGGGAGAGGAGGAGCACCUGAAGGUGUUCCUCUGGUUUACUGCCCCUGGGCACGGCUGGUCUUCGGGUCCAUUAUCCCGUUAUCAGGGUAGAGGUGGUGAUACGGGCUGAUAACAGCGGCUGCUUUGGUGAAGUCGUCUUUGGUUCCAGGGGUUGGGUUACUAUACAGCGUUGUGUAUCAGCGGUUAGAGCGGCAUAUUGUUUUUGUUUUUCACUUGUUUUUAAAGCGCCGCUGUAUUUCAGAAUUAAAUGCAAUGCAUUUACUUUAUCAUGCUUUUUGAACAUGGUGGAAUACUGUUGGAAUAUUGUUUUACAAUAUUUAUGCAAAUAAUAAAUCAAUAAUAAAAUGGACACUAUAAUAUAUAUAUAGGGCACUAUGAUAUGUUAUGCAGACCACACACUUAAUUAAGAUAACCCCUUGUAAUAGUUAAAUAGGUUCGGGUUAGGGUUAAAUACACGAGGUUGAUAGGGCUGAUUUUGCUUUGCUUUGGAUAAAAGCGCACGCUUUUAUCCAAAGCGACACAUCUGUCAGAAGGUGAAACAAUAUAUCGCUGUGGGAACAGUACGGAUGUUCAUAUAACCAAGUGCCAAGCACUAACAAUCGAUAGUUUAACCCAUUCCCUGUGUACAGCAAAGAUAGCUAGGAUAAGAUGCUACACAACUAAGUACUAUAAGUACGACAUACAAUAACUGCGUACAUUAAAUACCAAUUCAGACCUAAUAAUUACAGCAUAUUUAUCUUAGUCAUGCAAUUUAAAGUAUUGGGAGCAAGAUCGUGAGACUUACAAUUGAUGGACUGCUUUGUUGUCAUAAAGCUGAAAUUGCCCGCUGUG